ACCACUGGGGAAAGUACUUUUUGAAACUCUGGACUAUCCUCCAUACUGGACACCAACCAUAACCCUCUGCGUUCAUCUCAAACUGAAAUGGUAAGAGAAAAAGAUGGAGGGAAACGCGUCACCUUUAAACUCUUCCCUCCCUCUUUGAACCUCAAAGGGUUCCUUUGUUCGCCUGGUACAAAAGCUCUCAUGGUCACAUGGCCGGCGAGCUGACACAGACUGGCGAAGGGACAGAGACACGGAGAGGUAGAGCGGGUCAGGAAGAGUAAAGCUGGGAACAGGGAGGCAGACGCGCUGCUUCCAUCCAGAUUACUGUGACUCACACACAUGGAGUGGGGCUAUGCGAUACCCUUUUAUGUGCUUCAGAUCUCAAGGAGCCUUCACAACAAACUGCGGUUGGGCACCGGCUCGUCCUCCAGCCUCACCGACCUCUCGCAAGCCAAAUGUUCAUCAGGGGGUGGGGAGAAGGGAGGGACAGCUGGGGGGCUGUCAGAGGAGGCCGGGAGGAGCAAAGAGACUCAGCAGAGGAGGGCCGGUGCCAACGCCACCUGGAACAGCAUCCAAAACGCAGUGAUCUCAGUUUUCCAGAAGAAGGAGCUGGGAGUAAAUGAACUCUAUACUUUAAAUGAAGGUGUCAGGCAGCUGCUGAAGACAGAGCUGGGCUCCUUCUUCACCGAGUACCUGCAGAAUCAGCUCCUCACCAAAGGCAUGGUCAUACUGAGGGACAAGAUACGCUUCUAUGAAGGUCAGAAGCUGUUGGACUCUCUGGCUGAAACCUGGGAUUUCUUCUUCUGCGAUGUUCUCUCCAUGCUGCAGGCCAUCUUCUACCCUGUGCAGGGAAAGGAGCCAUCGGUGCGUCAACUUGCUCUCCUCCACUUCAGAAACAUCAUCACCCUCAACCUAAAACUGGAUGAGGCUCUGUCUCGACCCCGAGCCAGAGUCCCCCCAUCCAUCGUCCAAAUGCUGAUGAUACUACAGGGAGUCCACGAAUCCAAAGGUGUAACAGAUGACUACCUCCGUCUGGAGUCUCUCAUCCAGAAAGUGGUCUCUCCCUACCUCGGGACUCAUGGUUUAUACUCCAGAGACGAAUCCUCUAAUUUGCACUGCUCAUCCUGCUUGUUAGAAAAGAAGCUGCAGUACUCCAGAGCUCCCAAAUCAAACGGCUCUCCCACUGUGAAGAAUCCCGUGGUCCGCUCUAAGAGCUAUAACGUUCCCAUGCUGACGCCUGUCGUGGAGUACGACAUAGACACGUCCUCUGGCGGCAGCACGGGCAUCAGACGCCACUCCGUCUGUGAGAUGUCGUCUUGCAUGGAGGAGAGUAGCUCGCUGAUUAAAUCCGUCGUCAGGAUUUCUGAAAAAAUCAGCCCCUCCAACUCCUCCAUAUCUUCUACCACCUCUGCUGCUCUCACAGACACUUUAAGAUCCAGUCAAGACCUCCAGCACAGAGACAACCACAGCCCCGCGUUGCCCCACCUGCUUAAACCCCAGCAGCCCUCACCCAGCAUCCUUCCCGAGCCUUCCCCAAGUGAGGACGCUAUUUGUUCUGGCUCACUGGAGUUUGACUCGCCCUCUUCUUCUAAACUGCUUGCACAAGACACGAGUUCAGGGCCCAGUCCGGCCUCCAGCACUGAGAUGACAGCGGACCAGAACACAGAGUCUCUGGACUCAGAGCAGGAACAAGAAGGGAUCUUUCUGGACUUCGCGCACCAUUGCUCAGGGGACUCGACACAGAGCGAAGACAGUGACAGGCAGAGCAUGGCCUGACACUAAUACAGACAGUUAUUAGAAAUGUUAACACUGCCUAGCUGCAGAUAUUCCCCACACUCUGGCGCCCUCUGUAGUUUUUCUCAAGUUCUUACAUCUUAGAGACUAAAGCUGAAUUAUUUUUCUAUUAUGUGGAAUCACUAAAUAUGUCAGGUAUUUUUCCUAGGGCAUAAAACAAGGAGAUGUAAAAUCAGACUUUAUAUUUAUUUUUUUAAACAAACUAUUUUGAUAAUUGUUAAAUCUGUGUUUUUAAAUCUUAAGCUUUUUCACCACCGCUGGGCCUUUUACUGGAUUAACAGCGUAGUUCUUUUUUAGAAAGGUGGUCUUUUACUCUGUGAUUAAAUUUAUUUUCUAAUGUCUGUUUUGUAGGUUAAAUGUUUCAACAUUGUUAAACUCUGUUUUAAAGUGGCAAUUUAGUCCUCGGUAAAACGAAUGUCACUUCAAAAUGGACAUGCAGAGAAAAAUAUUCACAAUUUAGCUUUAAUCUAAAGACAGGAUCACAUAAAAGGUCAUUUGCAUUUGAUUUACUAAAUAAAACCAUAUAGAUGUAAAUUA
Cyprinodon tularosa is the source of this 2319-nucleotide messenger RNA. Its product is annotated as proline-rich protein 5-like. Gene Ontology annotation, cellular component: TORC2 complex. The record is from RefSeq and is a predicted model, not a curated record. Gene Ontology annotation, biological process: TORC2 signaling. Bases 328 to 1764 code for a protein of 478 amino acids. The transcript is spliced from 9 exons. NCBI's taxonomy places the organism in Eukaryota, Metazoa, Chordata, Actinopteri, Cyprinodontiformes, Cyprinodontidae.